CGUGGGACUCAGAUUACAGCUGAGCGUCUCUUCUAUAGUGCUCACACUCAUAGGAAGGAUUCCAGAUGUGGACAUCGUCCCUGUCAGGUCACUCAGACCUUCCAAGUGGACAGAAGCUAUCUACCAUGUUACCUUUCACUCUUGCUCUGUUUUUAUUGCCGCUCUGCGGUGCGGUCUACUAUGGACCUUUGCUCCCUGAAAUGUCCAACGGGACUUUUCACCACUUCUUCGUCCCGGACGGUGAUUACGAGGAGACCGUAGACCCGGAGAAAUGUCAGAUGCUCUUUAAAUGGAUCGACCGCAGUCCGUGUCCGCUGGAGGAAGACCAGGACUCGAUCAUACGAGAGGAUUUCAUCAUCAUGAAGCAGCAGAUAGAAGACGCGGCGCGCGUCCUGGAGAGCCUCGGGAAGAGCAUCUCCUACGACCUGGACGGCGAGGACAGCUAUGGGAAAUACCUGAAGAGGGAGAUCGUGCAGAUCAACGAGGCUUUCACAAACGUGGAGAAAUCUCUUGUGGAGCUGGAGACAAAAUUCAAGCAAAACCAGGAUACCGAGCAAAGAGAGGAGAAUGAGUUCACCAGUAACUUCAUCAACCCCAUGUAUAAUGUGAGGGACACUCUGCAGGAAACUCUGGACAUCUCUUCUGGACUCAAGGAUAAACAUGAACUCAUCUCUCUGAUCAUCCGGAGUCAUGGAUCCAGGUUAAGCCGGCUUAAAAAUGACUACCUGAGUGUUUAGAGUCACAGACCUUCUGGACAGACUACAGUCCGAGUUGGAUUGUUGUUAUUCUGAAGUGUGUGAAACGUUGGAUCUCCAAAAUUUCCCAAAGCUUGAAACUUUUUUAGUGGUUUUGAGUACUGAAGGUACCUUCACUCUUAUAUAAUAUGGAGAUUUAAACAUGUUUUUGAGGCUUUAUUAUGUGUUCAUAAGUCUAUUGAUUUCUAUUUUUUUUUUUUGUCUCUAAGCAUGUACUGUAUACAGACAUGAUGUUAAGAAUGCGUAUGUCUUUUUUGGUCGCAUAGGUAAGUUAGUUGCGGAAAUAAAUUGUUAUAGCCACCAGUGAAAGAAAUUUAAAUUGUAUUUACUGUAAAAUAAAUAAAUAGAUAACGUAAAAUAUGCUUUAUGAUGUGCAGCCUUUAAAUGAACCGUUUUAUUCAAGUCAGAAAUAUGAUUUAAUAAGAUUUAGUUAACCUGACUACAAACAAGCUUCAUUUUAAAUGGUUUCACUUCUUAGGUAUUCUUUCAGACUGAAAACCCUACACAGAUUUUUUUUUUUUUUGUAUAUAUUUUUUUAUGUCAAAAUCUGUUAUUCCUGUAAUCAUUCUUCAGUAGGCUGGUCUUUUUCAUCUGUCUGUUGCUGACAUUUAUUUUGGAACGACUGAGGUUUGAGGAAGCUGGAAGGGUGGUGGUUAAACAAGCUGGUUGAGAUUUGGCAUUUCCUGUGCCUUUAGAACAGAACGUCUCUUUCUCUUUCUGCCAUGUGGAAGAAUAAUCAAACACUGCAGCAAUAUACAAAGAAACACAAUCUACCAUUUCUACUGCCAACUCCACGAGAAUGCUGGAAUAUUUGCUGGUGAACAGUUUUAAGGUUAACGUUUUAACUGUUAAACCAUAAACAUCAGUCAUUACCCCAGACCAAAAUUACUUGGAAGCAUAAAACAUAUCCUAAACCACUCCUUCAUAAGCCUAAAUAUUGUACCAAAAUCACAAUGUUGUUGCUGCAUUUGAAAUACUAACCAGAACAAUGAAGUACUUAUAGAUGUGGACUGGACUGGAACUGUUUUCUUUUUCUUCCUCACAUUCAGAGAUUUAUUCUUGCUGGAGGUUAAAGCUCAAGGAAAGAAUGUUUUUACUAAUGGUUUUGUGUUACCAGAUCUGAGCCUGUUCAUUAACAUCUCAUAUGGAUCCACUUUCAGUGGUUUUGUGAUAAAAAGAGGAAUAAACAAAAGCAAAAAAAAUAAAAA
Molecule: messenger RNA, 1963 nt
Organism: Carassius auratus (goldfish)
Lineage: Eukaryota; Metazoa; Chordata; Actinopteri; Cypriniformes; Cyprinidae
Gene: fibina
Product: fin bud initiation factor a
Exons: 1
Coding region: 66-737 (223 amino acids)
Source: RefSeq, a predicted model, not a curated record